This is a messenger RNA of Chionomys nivalis (European snow vole), 7573 nucleotides long. RefSeq names its product MDM4 regulator of p53 (gene Mdm4). The transcript is spliced from 7 exons. Gene Ontology annotation, molecular function: ubiquitin-protein transferase activity. Gene Ontology annotation, biological process: regulation of cell cycle; negative regulation of apoptotic process; protein ubiquitination. NCBI's taxonomy places the organism in Eukaryota, Metazoa, Chordata, Mammalia, Rodentia, Cricetidae. Gene Ontology annotation, cellular component: nucleus. Bases 773 to 2188 code for a protein of 471 amino acids. The record is from RefSeq and is a predicted model, not a curated record.
GUCACAUCAGCCUCCGUUAACACAGGAUCACAGUAUGGAUAUUCCAAGUCAAGACCGACUGAAGGUAAAAUCACCAUGUGGUGACUUCUUUUCUUGUACAGAGUGGCCCCUUCUCUGUACCUGUGGAUCUUGGGCUCCCAAGGCCUUUUCGUGAAUGUGGUAAGAAUUUAGUAAGAAAAGUCCUUGGGAGUUCACAGACCAGGGACAGAGUGAACCUUCUCUGUUCUGCCCUUAACAGAGUUCCAGUCUCUGAAUGUGUCUUGGGAUGUAGCACUUCUGAUUUUCACUUCUUCCAGUUGCUCUUUUUCUUUCUGUCUUUCUCUAGCUCUCUGUUUCUUUCUCUCUCUCUUGUGUGUGUGUGUGUGUUUGCGCGCAUGUGUGUGUGCGUGCAUGCAUGUGUUUAAGAUGGUACAUAUUGGGUUUUUGAGGAAUUGCUGUAUUAGACUGUAGCAGGCUUGUUGCAGUUCAGUUCAUGUCAUACCAUUUCCUAGUUUCCUCAAACCUGGGGAAACUUUAAGAUCAUUGUGGAAUAUGGUGAGGAUGUCACGUGCUUUCUGAAUUAUGCCUAAAAUGAAGUAGGCUGUGCAGACAACCUGUUUUUAAAGAGUGUAUUUUGUCCUUUGUACAGAGGUUAUUCCUUCCCCAAGAUCCUGCUAGCUCUUCUCGUGGUGUUGAGAGGUGUUGUGUUGCUUUACUUGACAACUCUUGUCAGCUGCAGAGCUCUCUUUCUUGUGCAUAACCCAUUGUGUUGCACACUAACUGGUGAGCCAGAAUGGAACUGCUACAUCCCCUGGUCUUAGUCAUUUUUGCUGUACUGAUAGACACCCUUCCCUUUCAGCACAGUGCAUCAGAAUGCUCCAAUUCCAGAAAAAGAACUGCAGAAGAUGAUACUCAUACACUGCCUACCUCACAAUGUAAAAGCAGAGAUUCUAAAGGAGAUGAAGAUUUAAUAGAACAUUUAACUCAAGAUGAGACAUCUAGGCUGGACCUUGACUUUGAGGAGUGGGAUAUUGCUGGCCUGCCAUGGUGGUUUUUAGGGAACUUGAGAAACAACUACGUACCUAGAAGUAAUGGCUCGACGGAUUUACAGACAAAUCAGGAUAUAGGUACUGCCAUUGUUUCAGACACUACGGAUGACUUGUGGUUUUUAAAUGAGUCAGUGUCAGAGCAAUUAGGUGUUGGAAUAAAAGUUGAAGCUGCUAAUUCUGAGCAGACAAGUGAAGUGGGGAAAGCACGUGACAAAAAGGUGAUUGAUGUUGGAAAAGAUGAUCUUGAGGACCCUAAGUCCUUGAGUGAUGAUACCGAUGUGGAACUUACCUCCGAGGAUGAGUGGCAGUGUACAGAGUGCAAGAAAUUUAAUUCUCCAAGCAAGAGGUAUUGUUUUCGUUGCUGGGCCUUAAGAAAGGAUUGGUAUUCGGAUUGUUCUAAAUUAACUCAUUCUCUCUCCACAUCUAAUAUCACUGCCAUUCAUGAAAAGAAAGAGAAUGAAGGAAUCGAUGUCCCCGAUUGCCGGAGAACUGUUUCUGCUCCAGUUGUCAGGCCUAAAGAUGUGUAUUUAAAGGAAGAGAAUACCAAGUUUAACCCUUGUAACUCAGUGGAGUUUUUGGAUUUGGCUCAUAGUUCUGAAAGCCAAGAGACCAUCUCAAGUGUGAGAGAACAAGCAGAUAUCCUUUCUGAACAGAAAACAGAUACAGAAAGUAUGGAAGAUUUUAAAAAUAUCUUGAAGCCAUGUAGUUUAUGUGAAAAAAGGCCUCGGGAUGGGAACAUUAUUCAUGGGAGAACGAGCCAUUUGACAACAUGUUUCCAAUGUGCCAGAAGACUAAAGAAGACUGGAGCUUCAUGUCCUUCUUCUCUCCUUGGCAUGACUCUGACACCUCUGCAUUUACAGUCUCCUCAUUGUGUGGCCCCAGUGGCUCUCUUUAACCAUGGAGGAAGUUUCCACAACCCCUUGCUCAUGUAUCCUUUAAUACUCCAUAGCCAGAUUACACUGCCAAGUUCUGCCUGCUUAGGAGAGUCUGGGCCCCUCCCCCCCCAGUCACACUUGCAGCCAUUUUGCUUUGUUGUUGCCUUUUUGGAACUAGAAAAAAAAAAGCUUGGGUUUUUUCCUUUCACAAGAGGGAUGCUUAGCUGGGUGGGAUUUUAUCCUGAGGGCAUUUCUCCCUCCAUUUCAGAUCAGGCCUCUCCUUAAUCUCAGCCUCUGAGUGCAAGCCUUGGCUCCCAGCAUUAACCUCCCUGGUGCUCUUUCCUGCAUACUCUGUAUAUGAUAGUCUUUCUGCCUCACAUGCUCUUUUCUGUUAUUAAUAGCUAUGCUGCAGAGUCAGCAUUCAGCUCUUUGGAAGGCUCCUCUGUCAAAUUAGUCUGUUACUUUUCACUUAGGCUUAGGCAGCUUCUUAGGACAAGGGCAGAAGAAGGCAGCCCGCAUACUUUGCCAAAACAUCCCAAGAAUAGUCUUUUUCUCAGUUGCUAAUUAAGUGUUAUCCUCUGAAACUUCAUGAUCUAGACUUCCACAGACCACAUGGCUCUUAGUCCAGAGUCCCAGUCUUCCACAUUUCUCCAACAAGCCAUGGCCAGGUCUUUCAUAGCAGUGGCCCACUUCUGGUUCUGACUAGUGUCUGGCUACUCUUCAGUGCUGUGGCAAAACACCCCAGCCGGGGCUGGAGAGAUGGCUCAGUGGUUAAGAGCAUUGCCUGCUCUUCCAAAGGUUCUGAGUUCAAUUCCCAGCAACCACAUGGUGGCUCACAACCAUCUGUAAUGAGGUCUGGUGCCCUCUUCUGGCCUGCAGACAUACACACAGACAGAAUAUUGUAUACAUAAUAAAUAAAUAAAUAAAUAAAUAAAUAAAUAAAUAAGUAUUUAAAAAAAAAAAACACCCCAGCCACGGCAGCAGAGAGAAGAAAGCCUUUAUUGGGGCUAUGGUUUCAGAGGAUUAGUUCGUGAUGGCACCAACGUUGGAGAGCAGGAGGUAGAGAGAGAACCCUGGGAGUGGCAUGGGGCUUUUGAAACCUCAAAGCCUUCACUUGUGACACACCCCUACCAACAAGGCUACAUCUCCUAAUCCUCCCAAAUAAUUCUUCCAACUGUGGAUCAAAUAUUCAUACAUGAACCUAUGGGGGCCAUUCUCAUUCAAACCACCAGUUUUCAAAGGAGUUCUUUCUUAGCUAUAUCUUGUCAUUGCCUCCAGUUGAUAAUUUCACUAGUUGCGCAAAUAAAGUAGAAUUUGUCUUUCCUCAGUGGCCAAGCCUUUGCUAUUACCUUCUGCAAGUAUUAAAAGCCCUGUAGCUCCUAUUUGGCGUGAUGUGCAGCUUCUUUGAGAAACUAUUACAGACAUCUUUAGUCACAUCUCCAUGGUAGUGAGAAUAACAAAGUAGUGUAGAGAUGAUCACAGAUGUCAUCAAUCAUAAUUCCUGCUUCAGAACAGGCUGUGAUGUAUCCAAUCCUCCUGAGUGGAACUGAGUCUUUUUUUUUUACUUUAUUAAAAUACUGAGUUUAUUUCAUAUGUAUAUUUUUGUCUCCCUACCAUUUCCACAUCUGACCACCACUAUUACUAUGUCCUAUAAUAUUCCAUACAUCCUUGAAACCAAGUAAAGGGUGGAGCUCCAUCCUUGAAAACUAAACAGGCAUUUUAGACAACACAUUCUUGGCAAGGAACCUGGACAACAUUUAUCAAACACAGUAGGGAAAGUUCUCACUUUGCAUUAUAAAAAGGACAGCCAGAUAUAUCAACUGUUACAGAAAUUAAGACGGAAUAUUUCAAAGUGUUUAAACCAUUUUCUUAAAAGAGACUUCCUCCACUGCCGGAGAUCUUGAAUAGCCUCCUGGUCAGUCAUCCGGAAGCAAUUCUUCACAUAGUUAAUGAACUUGGCUUUCCCUUCGGGAGGAGAGCCACUUUUUCUAUGUUUGCUUGCAUUUUUGCCUUAGUGUCUUCUGCAGAACUAGGUCCUUUUGGUGUUUUAGGGUUUUUUUUUUUCCUGUUUUUUGAAGGACUCUUGACCCUUUGAUCUUGGUGUUGAUGGUUUUAAGUCUUUUCCAUUUUGGUUUGAUUUUUGUGCAUUUUUGGCUGGGGUAUCUCGUACAGAUUUCUUCACUGGAACUUAUUCAGCUUCCUCAUCAUCAUCUUCUUCAUUAUCCUCAUCAAAUUUUACUUUUUUUCUGUGGAACCUUGUUGCCACCUCCAGGAGCAGAUCUCUUUCCAGACAUACUCAGCAGCUUUCCAUCCUCCUCAUCUUCAUCUGACUGCAUCUUCCUCUACAGCUACUAGGUGCUACCCACUAAUGUGCACAGGUCCUGAACCACACUUCAACCUUAAGACCACAGGUGGUGUUAGGAACUGAGCCCUUUUCAGUUCCAAGAACUAUAUUCAAAAUAGAAUGUAUUUUAAGUCAUCCUAAUGCUCCUCAGCUUUUGGGGCAGGAUCUUGCUGUUUAGCUAUGACUGGCCUAGGCCUCACCCUGUAUCCCAGGCUGGCCUCAACCCUGCAGUGAUCUUCCUGCUUUUGCCUCUCGAGUGCUGAGUUUAUAGGCAUGUCCUGGUUAAGUUUCUUACUUUGGUUGUCAUUUAAGUUAGUAUUGUGAUCAUACUAUCUUUGACAGAAAGUCAGAGCAGAGCUGACAGGUGAUUGGAAAAGGCUCCUCUCUGUUACCUUACAUACGGUGUUAUUAUGCUUAUGUAUUUACCACUGUGUCAGACUAGAAGUUCAGGCCAAGCCUUUACACUGGUGUCACUGCCUCCCUGGCCCAUCUAUGUCAGAUUUCCCAGUGAGGGCUGGAACUGGUAGAUCAGAGUAGCCAGGCCAGCCUUCUAACUGCCACAGAAUUGUGUAAUAGCACGUUUUACUGCCAAGCAUUUGUGAUUGUGUGAUAAUAUGUUUAUUAUUUGUGUAUAUUUAGAUGUAUGUGAUACUUUGCAUGGUUUGAAAGAAUUUAUUCUGAAAGCCAGGAUCACGUGUGUCAGUUCAAUGCAAUGGUUCCCUUGAAAAGUCUUGAUUGAGGAAUUGGUGAAUGUUUCCAGUUCCUUAAUGUUACCUGGUUGGUUCUUUUUAGAAAGGAAGAACCUUCCAGACUAGCUAUUUGUCAGUGUUUUUGUUUUGUUCUGUUCCCAUGAUGUUCUGUGAACUCCGAAAGUACGUGGCUUUAGAUACUGUGACUGUUAUUUUUCCUUUUAACCUAAAUUGUUGCUUCAGCCUAAAGAAGACUAUUUCCUGAUGCCUCCAACCAACCUUUCAUGUAUGUUCACACUAUCUAGAUUAAUGCUACCUUUGCUCAAAAAUUUUAGAUAAUUAGCUGUUUAGUCUCUUCACUUCGAUGAUAAACCCAGAAGCUGUCCUCUGUGCCAAAAGUAAAGUGUGCAAUGUUUACAGAUGGGUGGAAUUUUGCACUGCCAUAGGGAAUGGUGAGGUUAUAUCGCCAGAUUCCUGAGAUUUAUGAGUAGAUAGUUGCCGUUUAUGCUUAUGAGAGGAGCUGUUGAGCCUUCUGAGUCUAACUUGGAAAUGAGUAUCUGAGACCAGUGGUUGAAGUGACUCACUCCCUAGACCUAGCUUGGGUGCAGUUUCCAGUUUGUUUGGAGGUGUUUUUUCUAUUGACAGCUCUUUGUUGUCUGCAGUUACUAUGUGCUUCCUUUAGAGGAGCUGCCAGCCCUUCCCUCCUGGGGGAGAAUGUUGUGUAGGCAUAGAUCUUUUGAUGUAAUAAAUGUGCAAUCCCAAGUAAUGCCAUUAUUGGUGAAUGUGGCAUUAGUAAAGAAACUCUUACUAUAAAUUAUUCUUCCCUCAAUAGCCCCCCUCCUUUUUUUUUUUUUUUUAAAUUAAAGAGACAGGGUCUCCAUGUAUAGUCCUUGGUUGACCUAGAACCUUUGUAGACUAGGGUGUCCUCAGACUCACACAGAUCUGCCUGUUUCUGCCUUCUGAGUGCUAGGCCUAAAGGCAUCUGUCACCACAUCCAUCCUUAGUAGUAGCCUUUUGAAUGGCUAAUGUUACAGAAACUGAUUUCAUAUCCACGGUGCUGCUUUCCCUGUUUAUUUGAGUUUGCAUAGGAGCCUCUAGUCCCUUCUAGCAGCACAGCACAGCCAGUAGCACUCCCCGUUUCUUAAGGUGGAGGAAUCAGAGAUAAGCUAUAAGGGCAAGUAGUGCUCCCAGGACAAUUCCUUCAGUGGUGUUAAGAGUUUGGCAAAUGCUUUACUAAAGAUCAGCAUUGUGUUGAGACACCUGAGAGCCAAUCAGAGCAUUUUAUUUGUUAUCCAAAAGUGUUUUGUAUUUUAAACAGCAAGUACUUGGAUGUUUGUAGGCAUUUCCCCUUCCUCCUUCCCUCUCUCCUUUAUUGUUGCUUUUAUGCUAUCCUGGUUUGAAGUUAACUGGGUUUGGACCUUACUUCUAUGCCAAAGGCCAUCUUUCCCUCUGGGUGGUUAGAGCUGCUUUGUACUUAUACGGUCCUUCUUCAGCCAGUCUUAAGCAAUGUUGUGUUUCUGUUUGCAGAGGACCGUGAGCUUAGGGGGGAGGGAAAUUGAGGUCAGCUGGAUGGCUUCUUUUGUGUGUGCGAUGGGUUGGUAAUUAGUUCACAGCUGAUUUGUCUGAGCACUGAAGAAUUUGAGGUCAGUUUUCCAACCCUCUGCACGCCCAUUUGUUUUCUCCAUCGUUCACUCCCUUUCAGUAAGGACGCACACCACCCCUCUAACACAGUAAUAGGAAAUACAAUGUACUUGGCAUAGUAGAAGUUUCAGUGUCUGAACAAUACUGUCUGUAGCUUGCUAUGAAUUGUUUCCUCUUGAUUAAAGAAAGGUUACCCCAGCAGCUUGUAGCCUAGUCUGAAAGCUGUAAGCUGCAGUUUUUCUCACUUGUAACACCAACAUACACACCACCCCUUUCUACCUCAGGUUGUUGUGGAGACUAUUGGGGAGACUCUUAAAAACUUACUGCCUUGAAGAAGGUGUGAGAAGCUAAUAGUCUUAGCCGACUGCACUCUGGGGCUUGUAUUAAGAAGCCCUUGAGUUCUGGAAGCUGUUCUCCUUGCUGCCUGUAAGUCCUCUGCUCACAUGCUAUCUUUUAUCCUCCAGACGCCUUGAGAAGUGCGUGUAAAUAUGGACAGUACAUCCUUUUCUCAUGGAACAUCCUUGCUGAGGCCUUGCUGUGUAGGAAUUCUUUUUAUGUGCACUUGAGUAGGUGGCAUAAGAUGCUCUGCUGGUGUGCAGAAACAGACAGUUCUUGGCAUACCGGUCGGGGAGUCGCCAGUACAGUAGUAGCAAAUGAGGGGCAAUAGACUGAGAAAAAUGGCAGCUUACUAGUGAGGCCGGAGGGAAGUGUUUCCAUGUGUCUUUGUGUAAUUUCCUACAGUGCCACUGAGUUAAUAGCCCUGUACCUGGGUGUUUGCACUAUGUAAUGCUUCUAUGGCCUUUUUAUUGUGUUUUUGUGUGAUUAAGCAAUUUUCAUUUCACUGUGUAUUGUCAUUAUUGGAAAUAAAGUAAUUUUGUUUAUGUACAGCUAGCCCAUUUUCUGUUCUCUUUGGCAUGAUUUGGAGAAGUGAUUAGACUUAAAGUCAGUAGCAACUUCCCCCCAAGUUGCCUAUUAGAGUAAUUGUAUUCAUUUCUU